CCGGCUGCCAGGCUGCCGCUCGCCGCGCCUCCUGGGCAUCGCUCCCCGAGCGCGUCCGUCGCUCUCGCUCGGGACGGUCCGAGUCCACCCGCCCGCCGCAGCCCCACCGGCCCUAGCCCUUCGCUGACCGCCCUCUCUCUGCGUUGCAGGCUGCGAGCUCCACGCCGGAGCGUGUGCGCGCCUCCAGGAACCCCGGCGGCGAGGAGCCGGCUCCUCCCGGGCCCGAUGCAGUGCGGACGGUGGCGGUAAGCGCCCCACACUGGGCACCGCGCGUACUUGCUCCGGCGACCACGGGCAGAGCGCGGGCGGAGGGGAUGCGCCUGCCGCGAGCGCCCGCUCCGAGGUGGACGUCUCGCCGGGCUCUUGGCAGCGCCGCGCGGACCCCUUUCUCCCGGGGCACGCGGCUGCCGAGCCUCGGAGCCCUGCCGACCCGUGGCAUGCCCUGGGCGCCUCCCUGCGAGUGAGGAUGCCCGCCGGCGCGGGGUUGCGGCUCCAGACUCGGUCCGUGGUGGCCCCGACUGCGUGGGUUUGGGUGAGGGGAAAGCUGCGGAGUCCCUGAGAGCGUGUUCAGCCAGCGAUCGGAUCGGAAUUCGGAGAGCCAUGGACCACGGCACUGGGGUGCAGCCCCGGGCUGGAGAGCGGCUGGAAGCACCCGGCGCGGCAGGAGCUGUCCAAAAGCAGUGCGAACCCGAGUCCCUGAGGUCCAAGAGUUUACCGGUCUUGAACAGCGCCUCCUGCCGGUCAGACCUUAGUCCCGCAAGUGUAGACGCCACGUCCAGCUGCGUGGAUUCUCUGGACCACCCGGAGGCGAAGCCGGGCCUGUGUGGGAUGAGCCACAGCCCCUCUGCCCCUUGCUCUUCGGCAGAGGUGGCUGGGCUCGCAGACUGUAACCACAGCGUGGACAUCAGCAAAACCGUGUCGGUGUCCUCCGCUCUGGCCACGCUCCAGGGGAGAAGGUGCUUUUACGUGGUUCUCACGGAUUCCCGUUGCUUCCUGGUCUGCAUGUGCUUCCUGACCUUCAUCCAGGCGUUAAUGGUCUCCGGCUACCUGAGCAGUGUCAUCACCACCAUCGAACGGCGCUACAGUCUCAAGAGUUCCGAGUCCGGGCUGCUGGUCAGCUGCUUUGACAUUGGGAGCUUGGUGGUGGUGGUGUUCGUGAGUUAUUUUGGUGGCCGGGGUCGGCGGCCGCUGUGGCUGGCGGUUGGUGGCCUUUUCAUCGCCCUUGGCGCUGCCCUCUUCGCUUUACCUCACUUCAUCUCACCUCCCUACCAGAUCCAAGAGUUGAACGCCUCGGCCUCCAACGAUGGCCUGUGCCAGACUGGUAACAGCAGGGCGGCUUUGGAGCCCCCCGCCUGCCCGAAGGACUCGGGAGGAAAUAAUCACUGGGUCUACGUGGCGUUAUUCAUUUGCGCGCAGAUUCUCAUCGGAAUGGGCUCCACACCCAUCUAUACCCUGGGACCAACCUACUUAGACGACAAUGUCAAGAAAGAAAACGCAUCUUUGUACCUAGCCAUCAUGUACGUCAUGGGAGCCCUCGGCCCUGCAGCGGGCUAUCUGUUAGGUGGACUUCUUAUUGGCUUUUAUGUUGAUCCCAGAAAUCCUGUUCAUCUUGACCAGAGUGACCCGCGUUUCAUUGGAAACUGGUGGAGUGGAUUCCUCCUGUGUGCCAUUGCAAUGUUUCUUGUGAUAUUCCCAAUGUUUACUUUUCCAAAAAAGCUUCCUCCUCGACACAAGAAAAAGAGAAAGAAAAAAUUUUCCAUUGAAACUGUUAGUGAUGAUGAUGAUGUUAUGAAAGAGAAGUCAAACAAUAAUGAACAAGUGGACAAAAAAGUUUCUUCGAUGGGAUUUGGAAAGGAUGUCAGAGACCUACCAAGAGCAGCUGUCAGGAUCUUAAGCAACAUGACAUUCCUUUUUGUGAGUUUGUCAUACACAGCUGAGAGUGCCAUUGUAACUGCUUUCAUUACCUUCAUUCCCAAGUUCAUCGAGUCACAGUUUGGUAUUCCAGCUUCCAAUGCCAGCAUCUACACUGGUGUGAUCAUUGUCCCCAGUGCUGGUGUUGGAAUUGUCCUAGGAGGCUACAUAAUAAAAAAACUGAAACUUGGUGCCAGAGAAUCUGCAAAACUAGCCAUGAUCUGCAGCGGUGUGUCCUUACUGUGCUUCUCCACCCUGUUCAUUGUUGGAUGUGAAAGUAUUAAUCUGGGAGGCAUCAACAUCCCUUACACGACAGGACCUUCUCUCACUAUGCCUCAUAGAAAUCUAACAGGAAGCUGCAACGUUAAUUGUGGUUGUAAAAUACACGAGUAUAAACCAGUCUGUGGAUCAGACGGAAUCACAUACUUUAACCCUUGUCUGGCUGGCUGUGUUAACAGUGGCAAUCUAAGCACUGGGAUAAGGAACUACACAGAAUGUACCUGUGUUCAAAGCCGGCAAGUGAUCACUCCCCCCACCGUGGGACAGCGCAGCCAGCUCCGCGUGGUCAUUGUGAAAACGUAUCUUAACGAGAAUGGCUAUGCUGUAUCUGGCAAGUGUAAACGCACCUGUAACACCCUCAUCCCGUUCUUAGUUUUUCUGUUCAUCGUCACCUUUAUCACAGCAUGUGCCCAACCUUCAGCCAUCAUAGUCACGCUCAGGUCUGUUGAAGAGGAGGAGAGACCUUUUGCGCUGGGAAUGCAAUUUGUUUUAUUGAGAACACUUGCAUACAUUCCUACUCCCAUCUACUUUGGAGCUGUCAUCGAUACCACGUGCAUGCUCUGGCAACAGGAAUGUGGAGUGCAAGGCUCCUGCUGGGAGUACAACGUGACGUCCUUUCGUUUCGUCUACUUUGGUUUGGCGGCUGGCCUCAAAUUUGUGGGCUUUAUUUUUAUUUUCCUGGCCUGGUACUCCAUUAAGUACAAGGAGGGCGGCCUGCAGAGGCAGAGGUGGAGAGAGUUUCCUCUGAGCACUGUGAGUGAGAUGGUCCACACCGACAGUGCUAAUAAAUACGCCCGGACUAGAUCAUGCCCCGCUUUCAGCACCCAGGGAGAAUUCCAGGAAGAAACCAGUCUGCAAAAAGGGAACCAAUCCAUAGCACAGACCUAUCCGGGGCCCUUCCCAGAAGCAAUAACUUCCUCCCCGGACCCGGGGCUGGAAGAAAGCCCUGCAUCCAUGUAGCAUCCUUCUGGAAGCCUGGAAACGGGAGCCUCAGUUUUUGUUGGUUGAGUCGAGUAUGGUGACUUGUGAAACACCGUGCCUUCUUUUCUUUUUUUAACCUCUAAGGACACAAUCCUCAAACCAACUAAACUUAGUACACACAGCCACUACUGAUGGAGGGCUGGAUACCUCAACAAGACUGAGAGCCUUUACUUCCUCCUCUCUCCAAAAGAGGAGGCAUUUAGAUAGAUUUGUUACCAAUUAUGCUAUGAUAAUUCAAUGCUUAUGCUCUCAUAGGGUAUAAGGCUGGGGUACACGGUGAACAGAAUCAUGGGAAGUACAAUGGCAGCACAUACCAUUAGCAUACACUCCAAAACAAGGUGGGCUUGACCAUGACUUUUCAUGUACAAAUGGAAGUUUUUAAGAUAUGAGCACCUACUGUGAGUUUUGCAACAAAGCACAAAUGAAUUUGCCUCAACUAUGCAAUUUGAUUGGGGAAAUGUAAGUGCAGCAUGUUAUCUUUGCUUUCAUAGACUAAAACAGAAAUCAUUUUGAAAAGAGGAAGCAAAUUUUCCUUAAAGUACUGUUAAUAGCAUUUUAAGCCAUAGCAGCAUUAUAAAUCAGGUAGAAUUCUUCAAAUGCUUCAAAGGAAUCAUAUGCAUUGCAUGGUAAAGGAACAGCUACUUUAUUUCAUAAGACAUAUUCUCUUUUAGUCAGUCUGUCCAUCAUAAAGUAGUUAAAGAGGCUGCUGAAUCACAAACCUGAUAGCUUGAAUAUAAACUUAACUUUUGUUAAGGGGCUUUAAAACUAGUGUGCUAAACAAUCUGGCUAAAAACUGUCAUUGGCAUAAUGACGAACUGAUGACUUUCUCAUCCAAGAAAAUUGUUGAAGAAAUUAAAUUCCUUUAGCUCUCAAGAACUCACUCAUGUAAAGAAAGUUAAGAAUUGUAAUCUUGAUACUUGAAAUUGUUGAAAAGAGAAAUUUUAGACAAGUAAAAUUGAUCAUUACACCUGGUCAUUUUAGUUAUAUUCUUGAAAGUACUAGCAAAUGUGUGGCUUUAAAAAAUUACAAGAAAUUGUUGUGAUUGCUCUUGGAAUUGAGUAGUUAAAAACUGUAAGGCUGGGACAGAGAGAUUGUACAGCAGGCAGGACACUUGUUUGGCACACAGCAGAGGCGGGUUCGGACCCAUAUGGUCCUCUAUGCACUGCCCGGAGUGAUUCCUGAGAACAUAGCCAGGAGUAAGCUCUGAAUACCACUGGGUAUGGCCUCCAAACAAAAAUAAAUAGAUAAAUAAAAUUAAUAAAGCUGUAUCUGGGACAUAAAAUUUACUUUGAAUAUAGAGGAAGGAGAUUUGUGAGCUGGAUAUAGAACAUGACCCUAAGUAGUAGUAGGAAGUAAUUUAAAAUAAACUGGUCUGUCACACCAACUCCUAGUUUAUAUCUAAUAGAAUCAUUGUAAACCUUCCUUUGGUUCUGUCUUGCGGUGGUUCUGAGAUUUCUCUCUGUCUCUGAAUGCACUCUGCAUUCAUUAUCCAUCAUCCUUUUCACUCUCUCAGCACAUGUCGACUUGGGCACCACACAGAAAGCUUUUUAAAUGACUCUUAAGAAAAAUGUUUCUUGACAGUAGUACUCUGGAUUGAUGAGAGCAAGUAAACUCAUGAGAUCUGACUCCUCAGGAACCAUCACUCAGAUUUGGGAGAGACUAUAAGGAAAAAAUACCAAUAUAGGGGCUGGAGCGAUAGCACAGUGGGUAGGGUUUUUGCCUUGCACAUGGCCGACCCAGGUUCAAUUCCCAGCAUCCCAUAUGGUCCCCUGAGCACCGCCAGGGGUAAUUCCUGAGUGCAGAGCCAGGAGUAACCCCUGUGUAUUGCCGGGUGUGACCCAAAAAGCAAAAAAACACCAAACAAUAUAAUUAUGAUCUGUUUCUGCCAUUGACUUUAUAUUUAGGUAGGGAUAAUUUGGGGAAUAUUUGGGGAUAAUUUGGGGAAUCCUUGGAUGGUUCCUGCUCUUCCACAGAGGGAUCUGAUUGUCCCAUGAUUCAGGCUCUUUGCAUCUCAUCCUUGAUGGCACCGGUGGAUUAAUAUGAUUAUCCCUGGAAACAUGACUAUUUUCCUUGCUACCUAAAAUGGCAUUGGUUAGAUGGUCUCUUGGCUGCAUGCUAUUGGUGGAGAGAGUUCAGAGUAUUAGAUUAAAGCCUAACCUUUGAAAGUCAGUGCUCUUAGGGUAUGAAGACUUCCCUUUGAGCAGUUUUGUUAAGCUAUGUCCCAAGAACCAUUGCUGCCUGUACUGCACCUGUGUCUGGGAAACUUUGGUCAGCUUGGUGCAUAUUGAAGGUCUUCAGAGAAUCUUAAGGAGUAUAUACACAUUUUCUGCUGUGGAGCUUCCAUAUUCCUUUAUGGAAAUCCUCGAUUCUUUACAAAGGAAGUUUCCUUUCUGUUGAACAAGGUUGGUGGGAAAUGGUAUUUUGUUAAUCCUCCCAUUUCUUCAGUUGCUAAGGAACUGCAUCAAGAGAAUUUGGUAGGAUUGGAACUUUUGUAUAACAAGAUUGUAUAUUUCAAUACACUUAAAAUUUCUUUUCUGUCCCAUCCCACCCUUCCCCCACCUUAACAAUCAGUCACUGUCAUCCUGUUGCUCAUCGAUUUGUUCGAGUGGGCACCAGUAACAUCUCUCAUUGAGAGACUUAUUGUUACUGUUUUUGGCAUAUCCAAUAUGCACGGGUAGCUUGCCAGGCUCUGCCGAGAGGGCUCCAUACUCUCAGUAGCUUGCCAGGCUCUCCGAGAGGGGCGGAGGAAUCGAACUCGGGUCGGCCGAGUGAAUGGCGAACGCCCUACCGCUGUGCUAUCACUCCAGGGCCCCACCUUAAUUUUAUUUAUUUAUUUUUAUUUUUUAAAUAUUUGCUUUUUGGGUCACUUCUGACGAUGCACAGAGGUUACUCCUGGCUCUGCACUCAGGAAUUACUCCUGACGGUGCUGCUGGGGACCAUAUGGGAUACUGGGAAUCAAGCCUGGGUCGGCCGAGUGCAAGGCAAACGCCCUACCCGCUGUGCUAUUGCUCCAGCCCCAAUUUUUAUACAGGACAGCAUCACUGUCAUCCUGUUGCUCAUCAAUUUGCUCGAGCAGGCACCAAUAACAUCUCUAUUGUGAGACUUGUUGUUACUGUUUUUGGCAUAUUGAAUAUGCCACGGGGUGCUUGCCAGGCUCUGCCGUGUGGGCGAUAUACUCUGGGUAGCUUGCUGGGCUCUCCAAGAGGGGCAGAGGAAUCAAACCCGGGCAAACGCCCUGCCCGCUGUGCUACCACUCCAGUCAGAUUUUUCAAUUUUUAAAAAUGUUUUGCUUUUGGGGUCACACCCAGCAAUGCAUAGGGGUUACUGCUAGCUCAUGCACUCAGGAAUUACUCUUGGCGGUGCUCAGGGGGCCAUAGGUGAUGCUGGGAAUCGAACCUGGGUCUUCCGUGUGCAAGACAAAUGCCCUAUCCACUGUGCUAUUGCACCUUUAUUUUAAAACUUCAGCUUACAAAGUUAAUCACGAUGAUUUCUUACAGGCAUUCAAUAUUCCAAGUCCAAUCCCACUACCACUAUCACCUUCUCUCUACCAUACUCUUCAAUUUCUCCAACCACCCACAAGCCAGCCUCCAUAGUAGGCCUACACCAAUUUAUAUUUCUUGUUACUAUUAAAUUACUAAUGGAAUGAUCAAAAAAUAUUUCCUUAGAAAAAAAUUAGUAAAAAUUGUAUCUCACCAUGGGGACAUUAAAUCCUGUCUGAGAGAUUACUAAAACCUUGUUAUAAGUUAAGCCUUCUGUGUUAAUGUUUUUGUUAAUCGAGAUCAGUUGGCUCCUAUAUUACAUCCCGUCCAAUCUGAUGUGCCCCUACCAAAUUGUCGGACAACUGUCGCACUGUUGUCCCGUUGUUCAUCGAUUUGCUGAAGUGGGCACCAGUGAGGUCUCCCUUGUGAGACUUGUUGUUACUGUUUUUGGCAUAUCUAAUACGCCACGGGGAGCUUGCCAGGCUCUGCCAUGUGGGCAGGAUACUCUUGGUAGCUUGCCAGGCUCUCCUAGAGGGACAGAGGAAUCAAACCCAGGUCGGCCGUGUGCAAGGCAAAUGCCCUACCCGCUGUGCUAUUGCUCCAGUCCUAUCAGACAACACAUUUAGAAUUUAUUUCUUCUUGAUGGCACUUAUUGAAAAGGAUCCAUUCUCAGAAUUCCAGACUAGGGAAAGUGAUGGGCUCACCAGGUGUCAAUGGGAAGCCUCCAUUUUUCUAUUUUAGGUAGUAAUCAGGUUCUUCAAUAUUUAUCUAAUUACUACCUGCCACUCUACGAAAUUUCAGGAUGACUAGACCAGGAACCCAAAGAAAUUGGUCCCACACCACAAUGUUAAUAUUGUACUUCCUGAGUAUCUGAUGCUUAUAAAUAGCAGGUAUAUCAUUGAUGUGCUGUUGGUGAAUAUAGACUAGCAAAAAUCAUGGGAGAUUGACAUUUAGGAAUAAGUACCAAUUCAGAGUUGUCCCCCAACUUUUCUGGAUUCCAAUAAUAACUGUCAACCAAAGUGACUAUUUUGUAGACAGCACCAGUAAAUUGUAUAUAUGAAGUGCUUACAUGCUUGUUCAUAGACUGGUCAUGAUACUUUAAAGUCAUAGUUUCUUUUAUAAGUUUUAAUUACCACUUUCUGAGAGCUUGGACUUCUAAUUAACUAGCUUUGGGGAAAAAUCAUCUUGUUCUUUUAUGAACUCUGUAGAUUAAUGUAUUAUUUGGCAUUAAUAUGCAAAUAUAAUAUCCUGGAGUUAAACCUAUUAAUUUAUAAAUUCACAGGGGGUGGGAGUGGAUGGUUGUAUCACAUUCUUGUUGGUUAUCUUCAUUAUCACAAAACCCCAAGCCUCUCUAAAUGAAUCUAAUUCUUGUAAACAGUCAAAAGUUACUCAGAACUAAAGUGGGAGGAAGAAGAGGGAGAAAAUGAAGUAGCAUUUGUUGAGAGUUCACUCUGCAGAGCAUUGGCUCAAACUCUUAAAACAAAUCACAUAUAGCAAUGUCCUUAAUAAUUUUGUAAACUAAUUUUAUUCAUUUUUCAAAAACCAGGUCAUGAGAACUGAAGGUCAGUUGAAGUAAUUUGCUUAAGAUUGUUGUGUGGACAAAAAAAUUCAGACACUGGUUACUCCACCAUCAGUGCUCACUUCUUACACUACAGAAUAUUACAAUAGUUUUGACUGACAAAGGCAAGAUGAGACUCUCAAUGAGGUUACAGCAUUUUAUUUCCUACUGUGUUUCUUAGAAUACAGUAGUAUCAUUUCUUUGUGUAUGCUAGAAAAAAAACCUGUAGGGAACAUCAACAUGAAAUGUUUGGGUUUCAAGGUAAACUAACAUUUAUCUAACCAAGUGUUGUAAUCAAAAUUGUCAUAACAUACCUCAAGUGUUUGUUUAUAGUUAUUUGAUAUAGAACAAAUCCAAAUUUGGUGUUAGCCUUGAAUGUCAGUAGAGUUUCUGCCAUGAAGCAUUGUGAGGACGUGAAGGGUCGGGAUGGGGGUGUUCAAAUCUGAGUUUUUUGGGACUUCAACUGUGUUCUUUCCAUCCUUCCUCUUUCAGAUGUUAACACUUUUUUUUUUUUGCUUUUUUUUUGGGGGGGGUCACACCUGGCUCUGCACAGGGGUUACUCCUGGCUCUGCACUCAGGAAUUAUCCCUGGCGGUGCUCAGGGGACCAUAUGGGAUGCUGGGAAUCUAACCCGGGUCAGCCGAGUGCAAGGCAAAUGCCCUACCCGCUGUGCUAUCGCUCCAGCCCCUCAGAUGUUAACACUUUUAUUAGUAGUUUUGAUGACUGUUCAUGUUAAGUUCCCUAAUGUCAAGUUUUAAUGAACUUAAGUACAAAGGGUUAUGUGGUCAAUGAAAGUUUCAUGUUAGUAUGUUAGAUACCAAACUUCUGAUCCAAAUCUUACUCUUAGUAGCUGUGGUACUAAACAUGUAGCAUGCAUUUGGAAAUGAUAGCUGUCAGAGAAUGGGAUUACCUGGAAAAGGAUGCAGUAAAGGCAAUGACAGUUCUACACGUUCACUAACUACCAAGGACUUUAUUAUUUUUUUUUGUCUAAGCCUGAAAUUCCAAUUUGCAUUCUUGACAGAGCAUGAACAUUUUCCCUUGGAGCCUCUUGUGUAUCAUCUGUACAUGCUCCAAAGAAGAGUAAAUGGAUUUCAAUUUGUUUUGAAGCAUUUGUAGCAAUUCUGUAGUCUGCCCAAGAGCAAUAGAAGAGCUCAAACCCAAGCUAGUAGUAAACUCUAUUUUGUGAUUUUUACAAUGAACUUAAAAUACCUUAGCACAGAAACAUGAACAAAACGACUGCUAUGUAGGUGCAUACUGAGUAUUCUAAGUAAUAGCUCUCACUAUACCAUAUUAGUUCCAGAUUUGCCUAGGUUUGAGCCUUCUGUUAUUCAGACAAUUUACAAAAAUUUGCAUUUUUCUCUUUUAGAGUUUGGAAGGGAGUGCCUGGGCUGGCAGGCAUAGUGGACUCACACACUUUAUUUUGCUAUUUCUAUUUUCUGCCCUUCCCCACCUUCCGGAAAGCUAUUGAUUCUUUCUGCCCCAGACUUCUUGCUCCAUUGGAAUCAGAUCUGUGUAUGUCUGAAAAAGUUAUUCUAAAUACUUCAUUUUUUACUUAACCUUGGGAUGGGUCAAGUAAGACAAAAGCCCUCCCUGGGUAUUUGCUUUAGCAAAAUGGGAAGUAUAUCUAUGCCUUGGUGCUAAAAAGCAUUUGUUGAUGCAUGUUCACUACAGAAAACUUGCCACUAAUUCAUAGUAAUUCACUGAUAAGGGGCUGCAUGUGCUCUGCUUUUGAAAAUCUGGAGAACUUCCCAGAAAAUAAGCUUUCAUUUCUCUCGCAACUCCAGCAAACCCACAACUUGAUGCUGCAAAAUAAGAAGAGUGAAAGGGGAGAUACUUUUUCUAUGAAAAACUCAGUGCUUUUGAUAUUUAUUUUAGGACGAAUAAUCAGAUGCUCCAAAUAAUUUCAGAAAGAGGAGAAAAUAUUUCAGAUAACCUUUUCUUAUUUAUUCUCCAAAAUAGCUUACACCCAAAUAAGGUGUUUUCAUAUUGGGAUAUUUGAAGGCAUUGUCUUUCUCUGGUAUUGUACUUAUAUAUUUAAAAAAUGAGGAGGAAGAUAGUAUUGAAAAUUACAGCAAUUGCAGGGAUGUAUUGAACCAAAGGGGUAAACAAAAAUGUUUAAAGCUUGUAUCUAGAGAUGAAAAAUAAUUACUGGUAAGAAUUUCUAGUGAGCAUUUGAAAAAUACCUCUACCCCCAGCCCCCAAAUGUUAAUUAUGAAGCACUAAGCAGGUGGCCAGUCUCUGUCUCUUUAGUUCAAGAACUAUAUAAUGCUGUGUCAAAAAUAAACUGGCAUUAGGACCUUUGUGGAGUGUGUGCGUGGCGUGCGUGUUUUGUGUGUAGAGGUAUGCUUGUGAUGAAAGGUUGUUUAGAGCUGUUUUAUAAAGAAGUUUGAUUUUGUGAUUUUUAAAAUGAAUAUUUAUUUGGAGACCUCUUAGGGUAAUUUAAAAGAUGUAUUACUUUCCUUGUAUUUAAUGAAAUCUAUUGUCGAUGUACUAAUGAAUCCUGGUUUACAACAUCUUAAAUACUUGAUCACUGAAAAGAGAGAAAGUGGAAAAAAAAAGAGAAUAAAGUGUGUUAGAUUGAAAGGA
Messenger RNA from Sorex araneus (European shrew), 10793 nucleotides. It is a transcript of the gene SLCO5A1, whose product is annotated as solute carrier organic anion transporter family member 5A1. Gene Ontology annotation, biological process: sodium-independent organic anion transport; transmembrane transport. Gene Ontology annotation, molecular function: protein binding. Gene Ontology annotation, cellular component: membrane. The transcript has 9 exons. The record is from RefSeq and is a predicted model, not a curated record. Bases 601 to 3150 code for a protein of 849 amino acids. Lineage: Eukaryota; Metazoa; Chordata; Mammalia; Eulipotyphla; Soricidae.